Molecule: messenger RNA, 3801 nt
Organism: Passer domesticus (house sparrow)
Lineage: Eukaryota; Metazoa; Chordata; Aves; Passeriformes; Passeridae
Gene: CFAP251
Product: cilia and flagella associated protein 251
Exons: 23
Coding region: 263-3322 (1019 amino acids)
Cellular component (GO): sperm flagellum
Molecular function (GO): protein binding
Source: RefSeq, a predicted model, not a curated record
GUUCCUCGGGAGGCUCUCCGGGGGGGUCCCUCGGGACAGCAGGAGGCAGCGAAGCCCGGAGCGGUCUUGGGACCGGUUCCGUGCGAGCGCGGCGAGACCCGGCGGUUGUUGUGCAGACAAAUCUGGGAGAGUGUGUGUUGGGAAGUAUUUCAGAGCAUCUCCACACCCCAGCUCCCUGGGUGAAGGUGUGGAUGCAUGGUCCAUGUGAAGUUACACUGGAGUAACCCACCAAGGGAGGAGCAGCACUAAGCAGUGAGCCCAGAUGUCCCAGGACAGACAGACUCAGGAGAUGGAUGUGCAGCCUGAGGAGGAUCCCCUUGCUGCUGCCAGGGAGAAGAAAGAAGCACCAGAGGAUGACCAUCCUGAGACACCAUCGUGUCCCCGGUCAUCUCCUUUAGGCUACAGGGAGAAGCACACAGGGCACAAAGGCUCUGCCAGCAUGGUGUGGGCAGCCAUGCCGGGGAUGCUGUUCCGGAAGAGCAGGGACAGCAGCUUUCACCCCCUUGACCUGUCCUGGGUGUUUGGCUACAACAGCAGCCUGGCUGUGCACAGCCUGAUGGACGGGGAGGACCGGGUGCUCCUGUACGUCUCCUCCCACACAGUGGUCAUCCACGACAUCCUGCAGAGCAGGCAGUUCCACCUGCAGGGUCACACAAAUGUCAUCUCCUGCCUGUGUGUGAGUGCAGACAAACGCUGGGUUGCCACUGCUGACCAAGGGCCAGAUGCUAUGAUCAUCGUGUGGGACUCCUACUCUGGGGUACCCGUGCGCACCAUCUUCGAGAGCCAUGCCGAGGACGGGGUCUGUGCCAUUGCCAUUUCCCAGGAUGCCAAGUAUCUGGUGACCAUUAGUGCUGCUACUGUGCAGAAAGUUUGUGUUUGGAGAUGGACUUUGCUCACAGAGGAACCCGUGUGCAGCACAGAGCUGAAGCCUGAGUUUGGGUAUCAGUUCAGUGCAGCUGGUGAGGUGGCUUUGGAUAAAAGCAGUGGUUUUGGAUGGGAGAAUAAGCAGAAAGCAUUGCUGAGCUUGCUGCUAAUGCAAUUCUUUGAAUUUCAGGAUUAUGUCAUUUUUAACCCUCAGAAUCCCCAUGAGUUUGUCAGCAACAGCAAAACCCAGGUGAUAUUUUACCUGUGGGAUGAUUCUGGUUUGCAGUAUGGGACACCAUUCCUGAGCAACCAGACCUUCAAGUGCCUGGUGGGACAGUUCAGCCAGUCAGUUUUCCAUUUUAACAACACCCAAGCUCUGACGGGCACGUCGGCCGGGAAGCUGGUGCUGUGGGACAUGGACGAUCCCCGCACUGUCCCCGAGGAGCUGCCGGCCAAACCCCACGGAGUGACACCUGCCAAGGUGGUGGCAAUGCAGAAGGAGAGUCUCACCGUGCUCCAGGUGUUGGAGAGCUGUAUAGCCACAGGUGAUGUGAAAGGGCAGGUUAAAUUCUACGAUGGGCAGCUGCGGCUCCUCAGCACCUACAGCCACGACAAAGUGGGUCCCAUCCAGUCCAUCUCCUUCUCCACAAUCCUUCGGGAUGCUCCCAGUGCCCUCCCGGGCAGCAGCCAGCCUUUUCUCACCAGGAACUUUAUCCUUUCAACCUCUGAUGCAACCAUGUUCCAUGUUGCAACAGACAGCACAAACUUUGAAAGAAUCAUGACAGAGGCGAAGAAAGCUGUGAAUGCCAUUGCCUGCCACCCUCAGGAGCCACUGGUGGCUGUGGGGAGUCACUGUGGGCUGCUGAAGGUGUGGGAAUACAAGCAGACCCAGUACCUCGUUAGCAGGAUAUUCACCGAGGCUGGCAUCCAGUGCUUAUCCUAUGAUCCUGAAGGUCAUUUUCUGGCUGCUGGAUUUACUGAUGGAAGCGUUUACAUCCUUGAUGCAAUUUCCCUUCAGUCCAUAUGCGAGGAAUUCCAGUUCUCGCAAUGUCCCGUGACUCACAUCAGCUUCUCUCACGAUUCCAAGUACCUCGCAACCGCUGAUGAGAAUUAUUCAGUGACUGUUUACAAGAGAGUCCCGCAGAAGGGGAGCAGAUGCUGGGAACACCUGGCAGGGCUGGACUCCCACUACAAACCCAUCCGGAGCAUCCUCUUUGGGGUCCACUCUGACAGCAACGAGCCCAGGCUCCUGAGCCUCGGGGAGGACCGGCAGCUGGUUGAGUAUGAUCUGAGCAGCAGCAUCAAGGACCACUUGGUGGUCACACACAGGGACAGGCUGGAGCAGGCUGCAGUGCCCCUGUGCUUGACCUGGUACCCACAGCUCGGCACCGAGUCCUUUUUCCUCACUGCCAACAACUGCUACAAAAUGAAGCUCUACAACACAACCACCAAAAUGUGCAGAAAGACCCUUUUGGGACCAACCUAUGGCUCCCCCUUGGAGAAGAUACAAAUCCUCCCUCGGACAAGCUCUGCAGACCCCCGGCAACACUACUUGGUGUACAUUACAAAGGACAAGGUGGGCUUGCAGAUGCUGCCUGUUGAUGGCAACCCCCACAAGUCCUCAGCCUUCAUCUGCCACCCGGACGGUGCCGCUGACUUUGCCGUCUCCCACGACGGGCGUUACGUCUUCACAGCCGGGGGCAAGGAGCGCACUUUCAUGAAAUGGAAAGUCAACCUGCAUGCCUUGGAUGCUGCUGCUUUCCUGGGUGGGGAGAACUUGAUCCCAUUCUACAACCUCCUGGAUGGCGGCAGAGAAGGCAAAUUCUUCAGGGAACUGGAGGACUAUUUUUACUACGUACAGCUGUGCAGCCAAGGUAUCAAAACACUGGAGACCAGACAGGUGUCAACACAUAUUCCCUUGGAGGAAAUUCCUUCUGUAAUGAGAGCAAUAGGAUUUUAUCCAUCAGAGGAAGAGAUUGAAGAAAUGAUAAAUGAAGUCAAAUUCAGCGAGUAUGCAGAUACUGAAGAAGAAGUGACAGAAAUCAAUUUAGAUGAUUUUAUCAAACUUUAUAUAAAUCAUCGACCUGCACUUGGCUUGUCAAUGAAAACCAUACAAAGAGCAUUUCAGGUUCUUGGUUAUGAUAACAAGAAGGGAGACAAAGUUAUUGACAGAGGAGACUUCCUGUCACUGCUUCAGUGCAGAGGGGAGCAGAUGACAGAGGAUGAGCUGGCUGCAUGUCUGACCACCCUGCUGGGCAGGAGACCCAGGAAAGAAGGAUCUGAACCGGACACCUACGAUUCCACAGGUGCAGCAGCUUUGACUGAAGAAGAAAUUCCAGCAGAAAUCACAGCAGAGAUAUUUGUUGCAGACAUUCUUGGCUUCCCUAUUGCUGAACCAGAAAAAAAAGAACAGAAGGAAACAGAAGAAUCUUUGAUCUACAAAGGCUCAGAAUCAUAGCUGCCACUAGAUUUUCUGUUUGUUCCUAUUUUCCAGGAUCCUCUCCUCAAAUAUCUGCACAAUUUAUGGCUUGUGUUUAUUGCAAAGUAAAGGUCACAUAGUUGCAUUUCAGUCAAACUCUAGACUAAGUCCCCAGUUUGGCAUAUGCCACAAACCUGUAAUUUCACACCUAUAUAGGGAAACACUGAAUGGCUGGAAAGAAUGAAGCAGGUGGCCACUCCAUCCUUGGCUGGAACCUUCCCAGAAGUCAUUUCAGGUGGGUUUAUGCCAGAUGCAGUCUAUUUUCAUUACGUUUAUACAGUGUUCAUUUGUGCAACCUGACAGCAAAAGAGCAAUGCAAGAGUAUUGUAUUGAUUAAAUACAUUGAUAAACGCUUUGACACGUUAGAAUGGAUUUGUAAUUAUAAAUCCAAUGGACCUCGGUAAAGAAAUAAAUGCUGUGGCAUACAUUAAAGCCACGCUUCUCUUUUGGCCCUUAAA